AUGCAGGCGAAAACGUUUAUACAUCAGUUGCACGCUAUUUUGCAGCAUUCAGAGCUGCAAACGUGGGUCCGAUGGGACGAUGACAACGAGGAAAAUGAGAGAUCCGGGGUGUUCCUCAUCCGGCCGCACGACGUCGGCUUCGCCGACGGCGUGCUUCGCCGGUUCUUCAAACACGGCAACGUAUCGAGUUUCGUGCGUCAGCUCCACAUGUAUGGGUUCCACAAGCUUGCGUCUGGGGCAGAACCCGGGUCCGGGUCCGGGUCCGGGUCUUCGUCCAGUUCCACUCCCGACAAGACAGAUCUGGUGUGGGGGUUUGCACAUCCAUCGGGUUCUUUCCAUCGCAAUAGCACCGCAUCGGAUUUGCAUCGCAUCCAACGCAAAAGCGGCGGCGUGGGCAGAAACGGAAGACGCAAAAAUGUGCUUUCACCGGUGUGUAUCAACUACGUGGACGGUACUGCAGUCUCGGCUGUUCCAGCGGUUCCAGCGGUCCCUGCGGUCCCAGCGGUCCCUGCCGUCUCAGCAGCAGCGUCCUCCUCGUCAACAACCGUUUUGUCCAGACCAGGCUCAACCGUCACCAACGCAAAACUGGAAUUGCCACCUGCCAACCCAAUCCACGCCCAGUCCCCACUGCCGAGUCUGAAACCGUUGGCAACUCCACAAAUGCACCACCAUGAAGACUUGUCCCGGUCCCCUCCUUCGCCGCACCAAACCACCACAUCACGUCACAACUCCCAACAUUCGGUAGAAUCCCUGCCGCAAAUUUCAUUCAACAAUCCACCUCUGGCGUCCAACGCCAGUCUACAACAGUUUCAUACAAACAUCAACCUCAUACAACGCAGUAUGGUCACCGUACUCGAUCUGCUGCAAAAUUUCCCUCCUUCGUCCAAUGCAGAAGCUGAAAAAGUUUCUGCCACGCUACAGAGCUUAAGACAUGAGAUUAUAAACCUGGACAGCCGAUGGACGUUCUCCAAGCAUCCUAUGCUCUCCACGCACUCGAGUUUUAGUAGUGUUGGAUCUUCUUUCUCACACCAAUCGGGUCCAAGCUCCAGCAGGAUACCGAGUUUGUCAACACAAAAAAGCUCCAUUUUCAGUAAUCCUCGUUUCAGCAACGUUGGCAAUGUCAGAUCUUCUUCAACCAACUAUUGGGGUUCUCCAUCUCAAUUGGAUCCUGAGAAUGGGUUCAACAACUCGCACUUCAAAAGAUGA
This is a messenger RNA of Lachancea lanzarotensis, 1206 nucleotides long. It is a transcript of the gene MGA1, whose product is annotated as LALA0S05e09274g1_1. The transcript has a single exon. Bases 1 to 1206 code for a protein of 401 amino acids. Gene Ontology annotation, biological process: regulation of DNA-templated transcription. Lineage: Eukaryota; Fungi; Ascomycota; Saccharomycetes; Saccharomycetales; Saccharomycetaceae. Gene Ontology annotation, molecular function: DNA-binding transcription factor activity; sequence-specific DNA binding. The record is from RefSeq and is a predicted model, not a curated record.